Capsicum annuum is the source of this 2800-nucleotide messenger RNA. Its product is annotated as BTB/POZ domain-containing protein At1g63850. The record is from RefSeq and is a predicted model, not a curated record. Bases 102 to 2027 code for a protein of 641 amino acids. Gene Ontology annotation, molecular function: protein binding. Lineage: Eukaryota; Viridiplantae; Streptophyta; Magnoliopsida; Solanales; Solanaceae. The transcript has 2 exons.
GCCCACGCACACAUAUUGAUGCUAGUGACCAUGAAUGCUAUGACAUUUUAGGUCCAAAAGGACAAACUAAACCACAAAAAUAUUACACUACUACCAAGAGUAUGGCUAACACAACAACAACAACAACUACUACAAAUCUCAAAUUCCAAAUCCAACACAUUAAACCCAAACGCCGUCGUUGCCGUGAAACCACCAUUACUACUACUACUAGGAACACUAACCCCUCUAAUUCUUCACCCACCGACUGUUCGACAAAAUGCCUCAACGAAACUCGUGUAACUGAUACACCCACUAUUGUCUCUCCUGAUAACUCAUGGUGUUUCCAAGUCUCUAAAUCGGCCGCCCCUCCGCCGUCUCCGCCGCCGCAGUUGCCGUUUGCCGAUACCAAGAUUCGUUAUUCACCGACUACAUUCCCCGGAGUUAUGGAAUCUUUAGGGAGCAAUUCCGCCACCCUUUACGGCGGUGGAGCUGGUGGUGGUGGUACUCCGGUGACAAACAACAAUACCCACGAAGGAUUUCCGUCGUCGUUUAGUAAAUUCAACUCUGCGUUAACAGCGGGUCUGCUAAAUCCAAUGUCACCGCCCCCUUCAAUGGACAAUAAGACCCGUUCUAGUCCAACCCUUUUCGAAAUGAUGGCGAAUGAACCCGAAUGUAUUACCAGAUCAACAAUCAACACACCCAUUCUGAACAAUACCCAAAAUCAGAAACCUUCUCCUUUUAUCCAACAGGAUAAACACGCGUUAAUGCAACAGCGUUUAUUGGAUCUUUUAGCUUGUAGAAGUCCAGGGAAUCAGUUUAAUGAUUCGGGUUCGAGUGAUGUGAAGUUGUCAUUGAGUUCUAAGGAUGGUUUAAGUGUUGCUAUGAAUGUUCAUAGACAGAUCUUGGUGGUUCAUAGUCGCUUUUUUGCUGUUAAGUUAUCGGAGAAAUGGGUGAAGCAACAGAGGAAUUCAGGUCCUUACAUUGUUGAGAUUGCGGAUUGUGAUGAUAUUGAAGUGUAUAUUGAAACUUUGAGAUUGAUGUAUUGUAAGGAUUUGAGGAGAAGGCUUAUGAAAGAAGAUGUUUCUAAAGUCCUUGGGAUCUUAAAGGUUUCUGCGGCAAUUGGGUUCGACGCCGGGGUUUUAUCGUGCCUGGAGUACUUGGAAGCUGCUCCUUGGGCUGAGGAUGAAGAAGAAAAGGUAGCUUCACUGUUGUCUGAGCUCCGUCUUGAAGGGGUAGCUGCUGGGGAAGUUUUAAGAAGGGUAUCUCUUGAUGUUACAUCGGGGACAGAGAGUGGGAAUGGGAAUGAGGAAGUGCUUCUCAAGCUAUUGCAUGUGGUUCUUGAAGGGAAGGAUGAGAAGGCGAGGCGAGAGAUGAAAGGUUUAGUAUCCAGAAUGUUGCAUGAGAAUUCAUCUCAUAACGACUUGAGGAAGGAAUCACUGUAUUCAGCUUGCAAUGCAUGUCUGCAAUUGCUCCGCCACCAUUUUUUACGGGCAGCAGAUGCAGACAUGAUGGAUGUGGGUCAGAUUGCACGACAGGCUGAUAAUCUGCAUUGGAUUUUAGAUAUCUUGAUUGAUAGACAGAUAGCUGAAGAUUUUUUGAGGACUUGGGCUUCUCAGUCUGAAUUAUCUGCGGCACAUCCUAAGGUGCCUGCACUUCAUAGGUAUGAGGUAAGUAGAGUUACAGCUAGACUGUUUGUUGGUAUUGGUAAAGGGCAGUUACUAGCUUCCAAGGAUGCUAGAUGCUCUCUUUUGCAGACAUGGUUAGUGCCAUUCUACGAGGAUUUUGGAUGGAUGAGGAGGGCAUCAAGAGGUCUUGACCGGCAUUUAAUUGAGGAUGGUCUCAGCAAUACUAUCCUGACCCUACCAAUGGUAUUGCAACAAGAAAUCCUAAUGUCUUGGUUUGAUCGGUUUUUGAACUCUGGUGAUGACUGCCCAAAUAUCCAGAGGGGAUUUGAAAUUUGGUGGAGAAGGGCUUUCUGGAAGCGAAAUGGUGAGCCUGAACGCUCUCGUCAAAUGCGUGUCAUGACUGCAACAAUUGAGCACUCUUGAGACUUAAGCUGUGAAUGAGAUGAGGGCCAUGGCCAUUCAAUGAUUGAGUUGUUUCAACUCUUGCUAUCCUCAGCCCUCAUUUUAUGCCAAUUCUUUUUUGUCUUCUUACUUUGAAACCAGUAGCACAAUUCAAUACUGCGGAGUCAAACUUACAGAGAUGAUCAUGAUCCAAGAUUUAAUCUGGAAGAAAGCAGGCAUUUUUUUUCUGUUUAGUGUCAUGUGAUAUGACUAUAGUUUCUUUCUGAUCCCAUGUAGAGCUCUCCUGUCUGUUACUGAAUUUCCUGAAUCAGUGGUUUUAUCACAAAGGUUCAUCCUUACUUGAAAGUAAUGCGACGUCCGGAAUGCUAAAAUUCGGUUACAGGGAAAAUUCAUAUGUUCAGUAUAGCAAGACAUGGAUGACAAAUUUAAGAAAGUUAACAAAGUUCAGGUAAUUUGGGAGAUAAGGGUGAUUGUCACUACUUAUGACCAAGGGAAAUUGCUAUUGAUUUAAUGAUGACGAUGCCAAGGAUUGCAGCAAACAUGAUGAAUUCCUUAUUGUCUUCGGUCUUUCAUCUAUCUUGAGAUCAUCAGCUGGCAAGUGUGGAAGCAAGACUGAUCAUUUUUGCCUUUCUGGUUGCUAAUUAAAUUCAUUUUGUCUAUUCCCUUUGUGAGCCAUUUUGGUUACGAUUAGAUUCACUGUUUUUCGCUCAUGUGAAUACUGCUGCACCAUAUUCCUCUCUAUUAACUUUGAAGUUCUUCAAUGUUCUCACCCCUUGCUGGACAAAUUUUCUGAA